Molecule: messenger RNA, 737 nt
Organism: Dalotia coriaria
Lineage: Eukaryota; Metazoa; Arthropoda; Insecta; Coleoptera; Staphylinidae
Gene: Psf3
Product: DNA replication complex GINS protein Psf3
Exons: 3
Coding region: 92-691 (199 amino acids)
Biological process (GO): mitotic DNA replication initiation
Cellular component (GO): GINS complex
Source: RefSeq, a predicted model, not a curated record
ACUGACAAAUCAUAACCUCAAUAUUUUAAGUUGGAUUUGUUUAGCUCACAGAGUGAACGUCUUGUGCCCGUUACAAUUUAAUUUAGUGAUAAUGCCUUUACUACAAUCAUAUUCCCCGAACUAUUUCUGCCUAGAAGAUAUAAUAGCCACCCAAGAACGUCUUCCAUGCCGAUUUCUUACAACCAUACCAAAAUUAGGUAAAUUAAAUUCAGCUUCUGAAGAUGAUGACCUAGCUGCUGGUACAGCACUAGAGUUACCACUAUGGCUAGCACAAUCAUUAACAUCAGGUAGACAAGCAAUAGUCUCAGCAGAACUGCCUCGAAUCUUCACUGAACCAUACAGAGAAAUACUGAAAGCCGAUCCAAAUGCUGUGAAUCUCCACAAAUGGAAUAUAAACUUCUAUGAGUUUGGAUUCUAUGCAAAAAGUCUCGAUCAACGUCGUGAAGUUGCUAAUAUAUUAAUUUAUACAUUCACAACAAGGUUCAAGAAGUUAAUGGACCUGGCAGAUAACGUAGGAACGGAUCCAACCGUCGAAAAUGGUUUGGAUAUGCUCGAAUGCACGUUGUUUAAAAGCGGUCACAAUGCACGCAUGAAACUGAAUCAUUGGUUGAUGGAAUCACACAUGCAGCUAGAAGCAUCCCACAUGGUUACCAAUCACAAGAAAAGGAAACACGUAAAUUUAACACAAUAGUUUUUUUAUUAUCAAAAAUACGAUUCGAUAUAAAAAGAUUUAAAAU